UUGUGCCAUUUCCCUCCCGCAGCAGACAUAUUCAUCAUUUUAUAUUCACACAGCUGGAAUAUGCAGCAGUAUCAACAGAACUGGUUGCUUCUGUUGGUGUCUGCCUGCUUCGUUUCGUGCGUUGAAAUCGGCGCAGCCGGGAAUGUGGCACGGAAGCACAACGACAGCAACGGCCAUGAGGCAGCGGACGCUGACGCCGAAACCUUCAACAAGACCGAAGUCAACGUCAAAAGUAUGCCCGUGCAAAAAGGCAAAGUCGACGAGCAAAGUCACAAGCCCAUCUCGGAGAGAAAAUCGCGAGUUAAUAACGCGUUGAACACAAUCGGGAAGUUAUUAAAAACUAAUCCCCUGAAAACCAUCAGCAACACAAUUAAAAACGUCAUCAAUCAGAACAAAAGUAACAAGAAAAGCAAUAAAAAAGGAGCUAAUAAGGCGCGGGCCAGCGCCACGAUUCAGUCGAACAAUGGAGACUCGGGAGUUACAACUGACGCACAACCACCUGAAACUGGAACUAAACUGGCAGGCGUUGUGGUCGACGGUGGAAAAUCUGCAAAUCAGUCGGGAAACACUGGCGAGGAAUUCCCAGCGUACGGAGGUGAUUAUUCAAACGUGGAUGAAAGUCCCGUAAUCUACGAAGACAAUCCUACAACGCCUCCGAAAAAAGGCAAAAAGCAAGGCGGUAAGAAGAAGAAGAAGCAUGGCAAAUUCAAACAUAGUGGAUAUAAGCACAACCAGGGCAAGAAUACGGUUCUAAUAACAACACCUGACCCUGCUGCUGAGUAUGCUUAAAAAUUGCGGUGAGCUGGAGUUUCCUUUAAAUAUUUUGUAAUAUAUUGAACUGUAAUUGACAUAACAUUUAUAAUUAAACAAU
Molecule: messenger RNA, 871 nt
Organism: Neocloeon triangulifer
Lineage: Eukaryota; Metazoa; Arthropoda; Insecta; Ephemeroptera; Baetidae
Exons: 2
Coding region: 61-789 (242 amino acids)
Source: RefSeq, a predicted model, not a curated record